CUAGCGUGCACCUCCCCGUAUCCCGGAUGUUGUCUGGCACCGGAAGAGAAGGGGCCGAUCUCCCAGCCAUCUUGUGGCAGCAUCCAGCGACCAGCUCGCAUCAAACCUCGUCGAAUCGGCGGUGAAUCCAGCUGAAGGGGCGCCAUCAUGCCCGGCCACCUACAAGAAGGCUUCGGCUGUGUCGUAACCAACCGCUUCGACCAGUUACCGGACGACGAGUCGGACCCCUCGGAGAUCCUGAAAGCUGCCGAGAACAAGAAGAAGGAGGGGGCCGCUGCUGGCUCCGCCAAGAGCGCCGCGCAAGCCGCUAAGCAGCCCAAGAAGGAGUCGCAGAAGGACAGGAAGAACCCGCUCGUGGAGAAGAAGGAUGAGUCCCAGCCUCCGGUGGCGCUGAAAAAAGAUGGCGUGAGGCGAGUGGGUCGACGGCCAGAACAGCAGCCGGGUCACCAGGGCUCCCAGCAUCACGGCGGCCAAGUUGAGGGGCGACUCGGCGACAAGAGGCCAGACCGCAGACCCCCUCGUGAGCGGCGCUUUGAGAAACCCGCCGAGGGAGACGGCCCUGACUUCUCCGCAGACAAGCCCUCCGGAGACCGGCCUCCAAGGGGACGCGGUGGCGGACGAGGUGGGCGCGGUGGACGAGGGCGGGGCAUGGGCCGAGGAGAAGGCUUCGACUCGCGUGGCAAACGAGACUUUGACAGACACAGCGGCACUGACAAAUCGAAUCCGAAAAGCGAGGAGAAACGUAGCGGCGCCGGCUCACACAACUGGGGAAAUGUGAAAGAGGAAGCCAGUGAGGCCCAACCAACUCCCGCUCCUGCUACUGAGAAGACUCCGGAGGGAGAGGAACAGGCACCCGCUGGCUCUGAGAACAAGGAGAACGAGGUGGAGGAAGUUAAACCGGAAGGACCCCGAGAGAUGACCCUGGACGAGUGGAAGGCCAUGCAGGACAAGGAGCGCACCAAAGUGGAGUUCAACAUCCGGAAGGCCAACGAGGGCGCCGACAGCCAGUGGAAGAAAGGAUACGUGCUGCACAAGUCUAAGAGUGAAGAUGGCACUGGCGAUGAAUCUGCCGAUCACCACUUCCGCAAACCGGCCAACGACAUCACAUCUCAGCUAGAGAUCAACUUCGGAGACCUGGGCCGCCCCGGCCGUGGGCGCGGGGGCCCUCGUGGGGGCAGGGGAGGCCGCGGCGGAGGAGGCAGCAGGCCGGCACGUGGCGGAGGGCGCGCUGAAAAGGCGAGUGGCGUGUCGGUCCCCAACGUGGACGACCCCGAGGCUUUCCCCGCCCUAGCCUGAAGGCUACUUCGCCACCACCAGCCCUUCCGUCACCGCCCCCCCUCCCUCCCGCACUCAUUGACGAGGCUUGCAUGCUAACCACAUUCUCAAAUAUCUUAAGAAAUCCUGGAAAAAAGACAAAAAAAAGUCGUCAGCAAAAAAGACAGUUAUCCCCUACUCGCACCACCAGAGGACUUAAAUUUUAACUACGAACAAGACAAAACAAAAGUGGAAAAAGGACCUCUUGUUACACUGACAUUUUGUAUUUUGAAACAUGAAAGCAGGGAUGUUUUCAUUGCUUUUUGCCCAGAGAUUAUGCAUAAUUCAUCAAGUUUGUUUGUGCUUGAAAUGAUGCAUUUUCUGCAAUUUGGGCGGUUCUAAGUGUGAGUCGCUGUCUUUCGGCUCAGUAUUACGGGGUCCUAGAAAACUUUGAGCUGGAGUGUUUUUCUUUUCCCUCUUCGGUGAUGUGGUAGCACUACACUACAUAUGAAACGUCUAUUAGAUAGCUCAAGUGUGACUUUUCAAAAGUGUAAUUAUCCUGACGAUACAAGUCCCUUUGAGAGGCACAAAGUGAGGAUAGGUGACCAGGCAACAGUGAUACGGACAACAAAAAAAAAAAAAAAAGCUUGGGAUUGUUCUGCUUGAUGUGCAGUGAAAGUAAAUGCCUCUUUUUUUUUGGGGGGGGGGGGUUAUUUUGGGGUGGACCAGUGGUUAGUAACGCAUUGUAUCCCCUGAUCCGGAUGUGCCGCCUGUUUGCAGGAUGUGUGUAUCUUUAGGCUGGUCCUCUUAGCUCAUACGGACUGUACUACUUGUAAAUUGAGGACCACUAAACAAAUGCUUUUAUUUUUAUUUCUCAUGUUAAGAGUGAGUGCGUAUGUGCGAGCGUGCGAUGGAAUGUGCAACUGCUAGUUACUUAGAAAGUAUUGGUAUGCUUCACGUGGUCAAAACCAUUAGCAGGUUCUCGCCCAUGAGAGUGGAAAAUGUUUCUCGGGAGGUGAUUGCGGCGGUCCAACGCAUCUCAAAAAGUGCUCGGUCUUGAUCUGAAGGCUCCCACCCAAUUCUGUAGACAAUAUUUUGCUGUGUGUUUUACUUUUGUUAUUUUAUGAGUGCCGCAGCACUCGUGCAUAAUGUCUGCUGUUGUGGAACAAUCAUGAUCUACAGAAUGUAUUUUUUUUUUCCCCCUUGUACGACUGUUUGAGCCACAUGACAGUACAACGGUGUGCAAACAUCCCUGUUCUAAUAAAUUGCUUUAGAGGUGUAAAAUGUA
Molecule: messenger RNA, 2542 nt
Organism: Hippocampus comes (tiger tail seahorse)
Lineage: Eukaryota; Metazoa; Chordata; Actinopteri; Syngnathiformes; Syngnathidae
Gene: serbp1b
Product: SERPINE1 mRNA binding protein 1b
Exons: 8
Coding region: 148-1296 (382 amino acids)
Cellular component (GO): cytoplasm; nucleus
Molecular function (GO): mRNA 3'-UTR binding
Source: RefSeq, a predicted model, not a curated record